Messenger RNA from Podospora anserina S mat+, 1947 nucleotides. RefSeq lists its product as uncharacterized. Bases 1 to 1947 code for a protein of 648 amino acids. The record is from RefSeq and is a predicted model, not a curated record. The transcript has 3 exons. NCBI's taxonomy places the organism in Eukaryota, Fungi, Ascomycota, Sordariomycetes, Sordariales, Podosporaceae. Gene Ontology annotation, molecular function: FAD binding; oxidoreductase activity.
AUGAUGCACGCUGCCCUCCUCUUCUCCCUCCUCGGUCUCGCCGCGGCCGGCAGUCCCAAACCCGCUAAACAAACCAAAGUCCUCUUCCCUUACGAAAAAACCGUCCUGACCCCCUCCUCCAUCCGCUCUUUUCCCUCCCUCUCCUUCGGCGACGCAUCCAAACCUGUCCGUUCCAAGCCCAAAUGCCGCGCCUUUCCCGGGACAUCUGACUGGCCUUCGGCCACGGAAUGGUCCAAGUUCGGCAACUUCCUCAACGGCUCACUGCUUCGACCCGAGCCAGCACAGGCGGCGUGCUACCCUGGCCCGCUGCAAAACCAGACACGUUGCCAGUGGCUCGCCACCCAAGCAGGACAGACACACUUCUGGCUUGAUGAGCCGUUGACGACGCUGACGGAGUGGCCUCAGGGGAGCACGUGCGUGUUGAGUGCUAACGCCACGGGGGAGUGUGAGAGGGGUGGGUGGCCAGAGUAUGUGGUUAAUGUGACGAGCGUGAGGGAUGUGCAGGCUGCGGUGAACUUUGCGAGGAAUAAGAACUUGAGGGUGGUGAUCAAAAAUACCGGCCAUGACUUUGGUGGACGGUCGAUGGGUGCUGGGUCGUUGAGUAUUUGGGUACAUAACCUCAAGACCUUCGAAUAUCUGCCCAGCUUCACGAUGGGCAAGUACACCGGUCCUGCGGCGCACGUCGGGGCUGGGAUCGAGUCUUUUGAGUUGUUUAACCACAUGUUCAAGAGUAAUAUCUCGCUUGUUGGACCGGGCUGGGGGACGGUUGGUGCUGUGGGGGGUUGGGUGUCUGUUGCUGGGCAUGGGACGUUGACAUCCAAGUAUGGGCUUGGGGCGGACCAGGUCUUGUCAAUCAAUGUUGUUACUGCCGACGGACAGUUUCUGACGGUCGAUCCGUUCAACCAUGAGGAUUUGUGGUUUGCGUUGAGGGGUGGUGGUGGCAGCACCUGGGGCGUCAUCACCUCCGUCGUGGUCAAAGCCUACCCUCCCAUCAACACCGUCACCGUUCCCCUCAACUUCGGCAACAUCGGCUUCCCAAGCAACUCCACCGACGGCACCUACCCCCUCCCCAUCAGAGUCGCUACAGGCCAACCUCCCCCCAACACUAACUUCAUGAAUAAUAAACCAGACCAGUUCUGGGAAGGCGUCAAGAUCUCCUACCACUACUGCCUCAAAGUCCAAGAGCUCGGCGGCUACUGCUUCAGCUACAUUUUCCCCCUCGGUAACAAUAGCUUCGCCUUUACCUCCAACCAAAUCAUCCCCAACAUCCCCGCCUCCGAAGCCAUUGCCGCCCUUCAACCCCUAUACACUCAGCUCAACGCCCUCUCCAUCCCCGUCUCCCUCCCCUCAUCAGGCCAAAUCCCCCCAACCCUCUACGCCGGCAACGGCCAAAGAACGGGCUCCUCCAACCCAGCCAACACCCGCUACCGCUCCCGCCUCUUUCCUCGCAAGAACCUCGUCGACCCCGCCCUGUGGAACAAGACCUUCGCCGCCAUCCGCUCGGGCGUUGAAGAAGGCGGUCUCGUCUUCCACGGCUGGGGUUACGCCCCAACAUGCAAAAAGGCUGGGUAUCCCGGGUGUGAGAACAGUGCUGUCCACCCCGCCUGGAGGGAGACUGUUCUCUCUGCUGCGCUCAUGGAGGUUAUCCCUGCUAGGUGGACAGCUGCUCAGGCAAAGGCGAAUGAUGAGCACACAUAUAAAUACACCGAUGUGUUCAAGCAGUUGACGUCCGGGGCGGGGUCGUAUAUGAAUGAGGGGGAUCCGGCGGAGAAGAAUUGGCAGGGUAGCUUUUUCGGAGUGAAUUAUAAGAAACUAUUGAAGAUCAAGGGGAGGAGGGAUCCGUGGGGGUUGUUUUGGGCGCAGACGACGGUGGGAAGUGAGGAGUGGAGGGUUGCGACGGCGGAUGGGUACCCUGCUGGGCAGAAUGGGAGGUUGUGUCGUGUUUGA